Molecule: messenger RNA, 1797 nt
Organism: Adineta steineri
Lineage: Eukaryota; Metazoa; Rotifera; Eurotatoria; Adinetida; Adinetidae
Source: the annotation of a GenBank genome assembly
AUGGUUAACACAAAACGUUUACGAAGCGAAAGUUUUUAUAAUUUUCAUGAAAAUAAUGAUCGAAAACGAUUCUUGUCAUCAACAACAAACGAUAGUUUUACACAAUUUGAACAUCUUGCAAAUGAACUUAUUUAUGACAUAUUUGAUUAUCUUGAUUUUUAUCAUAUUUAUUUAAGUUUUUUCAAUCUUAAUUUUCGAUUUCGUUCUCUUCUUAUUGAUUCAACUCUUCCAUUAAAUAUUAAUUUAUUUCUAAUGUCUAAAACAACAUUCAAUCAAUACAAUGAAGAUAUAAUUAAACCUAAUCAACAACGUAUUGAUAUAUUUCGACUUACAAAUUAUUAUAUGUUUGAUAAAAAUACAUUUCUAUUUUCACAAAUGAUAUCACUUCAAACACUUAUUCUUGAAACUGUUCGAUCAGUACAAAUGAAAGAUAUAAUUCAACAAUUAAUUUUAUUACCAAAUCUUUCAUCAUUAACUAUUUCAACAAUUAAUGCCGUCGAAAAUAUUGAUUUUAUUUAUAAACAAGUAUUUCGUUUAACUUCAUUACGAUAUUGUAAAUUAUCAUUAUCAAGAAAAUUUCCAAAACAUGUAUCACCAUUAACUCUUAACGAAUAUAGUCCAAUUGAACAUUUAAAUAUCGAUCAUGGACUAGGAUUUGAUGAAUUAAGUACAUUAUUAUUAUAUCUUCCACAACUUCGUCAUCUUUCAACACAUAUAUGGCAUAAAACAGAUUUUAUAUUAAAACCUCCAUGUGCUGUUUUGAAUAAUUUAACACAUGUGUCUUUAAAAUUGUAUGGUUGUGUUACAUUUAAUGAUUUCGAACUAUUUUUAGUUAAUUAUUGUACAUCUAUUCAAUUCUUACGUAUUUCUGGUGAUAAAGAAUUGCUUAAUGCUAAUAGAUGGAAACGAUUAAUAUCUUCAUCUUUAACAAAUUUACAAACUUUUGAUAUUGAAUGUGAAAUACGUUUCGUUGACAAUACAGCAAUUAAACAAGAAAUGAAGAAUUUUAAUUCUUUAUUUUGGAUUGAACGACAAUGGUUUUUUGAAUGUCGUGCCUAUUCAACAAAAUUUUAUGAUGAAACACUUUUCUAUUCAACGAAUCCAUUUAGAAGAAAAAAAUAUCGACUAAGUCAAGGCAAAUCAAAUAAGAAUCGUUUCCAAACAAUUUUAAAUUCAGUUCAUCAUGUUACAAUUGAAGAUAAUAACGAAAUUAAAGAAAAUACAUAUUAUUUUCCACAGGCUACUACACUUACUCUAGCAUCUAAAGUUUCUAUUAAUGAUAUAACAAUUGUAAAUAAUCUUCAACGUAUUUUAUCUUUAAAACAAAUUCAAAUUCUUGAAAUUCUAUCUGAUCAUUUAUGUCCUUUAAAGAUGUCUGAAUUAUUAUCAUAUAUGCCUAAUGUACAUACAUUAACAUUUCGAUCAAUGUCAUUUGAUGGAUAUGGUAAAAAACUUUUUGAACAAAAUCCAUUAUUUCGAUUAAUAUCGAAAAUAAAUUUAAUUAAAUCGAUUCAUUUUUAUGGUAAAUGUACAUUACAAAAUCUUGAAAUAUUUCUCAAAUUAUUUCCGAAUUUACAAUAUAUUGAAACAUCUGUCGAAUUACAACAAAUACAAUUAGUUUUACAAUAUUUAUUAAAUAAAACUAAUACAAAUGCUCGACAUUUAAGAUUAUUAUGUUUUAGUUGUGAUGGUAAAGAAUCUCAUUAUAUAAGUAAAUUAAUUAAAUCAAGACUUUUACCAUGCGAUUGUAAAACAAUUUUUGAUGAUCAACAUUUAAGAUUAUAUAUAUGGUGGUGA